UGAUUCCACUGAAAGAACCGCCAACACAGGUUGCGCGCUUCGAAGGCGCACUGAGUUGUCCCGUCCACCAUGGGCCACCAUGCUCCACCGUGAUGCCAGACACGAUCGGGAUCCUGCACGGAUCAAACGUCUGCCACCCCUCUCCGACUUUGGUGAACCUGUGCGGACUUGAGCGGACCGAUUCCUCGAUAGAGCGCGUUUCCUGCCGGACUUCCUGCCUCUCUCGUUUCCGAGUCGAAGCGUAAAACACCAUUGGUCACAUGGCGAUCGGUUCCGAAAAUUCAGUGACGGUUCUUAUACGCACUUGGAUCUUCAUGAUAAUCUUUUGUUUCGCGGGCUAUGCAGCAGGUUCUUGUUUGAGCUAUGGACAUUCGUGCUGGGGAGGUCAUGGUAAACGUAGCGCAGUGCAUAACAAUGCAUAUCUAGUCCCACCAAAAACGCUGAAUGAAAUCCAACAGGGCGUACCGUCGCUCGCGAAAGACCAAUUCGUACUUUCCCGUUUAAUUGGUCGGCCAUUGAUAUCGAACAAAUACAAGGGAAGAUGGAACAGGUUUUUCAAAAUCAGGGCCGGUUUCCCAGAGAAUUGGGACAGCGACGACUUUAACGCACAUCUUCUCAGCAAUGAGCCCAUUCGGGAUCAAAAUAAUAACGAAGAUCUGACCCAGGGUAAAAGGAAACAUAGCAACAACGUGCAGGACAUGACGGGAAAUAUCAACGACGAGGGAAAGGAAAUUCCGGAAAUACUACUGAUAUCGAAUAACGAGGACAAUCAACAUGGCAGGAAACCACAGAACGUAGACCUGUUCAAAUUUCUGAGUGACACGAAUGCUGAUUUCGAAUAAAAGAACCGAACAUUACUAUAAAACAUAAUGUAAAUUAUAAAUUGUCACAGCUGUAUUCUAACUGAACUAAUAAGAGUAUCGUUUAAAUUUAAUUUAUUAGAAAUUCUGUUUCUCGGAAAAAGAUUAACUGACUGUCGAUUAUUUAGUUGAAGAUACAAACCUGAAUUUUAUCUUCUAAAGAAGUAUCAAAACCAUCAACACAAUAUAAGCAAGAAUAAUUUUCUUUGUUGCUCAACAAUAAAUAAAUAUCUCAAUUCAAACUGCAAUAGAACGAACAAAUAAAUGUUUCCAGGUUUGAAUCAA
Messenger RNA from Frieseomelitta varia, 1145 nucleotides. RefSeq lists its product as uncharacterized. The record is from RefSeq and is a predicted model, not a curated record. The coding region runs from base 261 to 842 and encodes 193 amino acids. The transcript has 6 exons. Lineage: Eukaryota; Metazoa; Arthropoda; Insecta; Hymenoptera; Apidae.